ACAUAUUACUUCCUUCCACACAGACCGACACGAACAAACCGAGAAAGGAGACGUUGCUAACUUUCAAAUGCCGUCACCCGCGCUUGCGUAUCGCUAGUUAAGUUUUUGUUUAAUUUUCCGACGUAAAAUCCGCGGUAUGUGGCGGCUCGAGUGCGAGAACUGAACACGCGCUGAUAAACGUAGAGCGUUACGUGUAGGCCUUCGAAGAAAGUUUGGUCGAGGGGCCUGUAAACAACAUGUCCUCCGCCUCGCAGUCUUCCUCCAGACGGCAAUGGUGCUACCUCUGCGAUCUGCCCAAGAUGCCGUGGGCCAUGCUGUGGGAGUUCAGCGAAGCUGUGUGCCGCGGGUGCGUCAACUACGACGGCGCAGACAGAAUAGAGCUCCUCAUUGAAACUGCCAGGCAACUGAAAAGCACGCAUGGAGUCUUAGACGGCAGGUCCCCCGGUCCACAGCAGAGCAAACCCAGCUCUGCCGGGCCCAUUGAAGCAGCAGGGCGGCAGCAUGGAGAGCGAGUAGACAGGGGGAGGGGGGAGUACGGGGUGUCCUCUCGCCUCCCGAACGGCCUGCACAGAGCUGAGGAUGCGGCUCUGUCUGAGGGCAGUCGGCAGAGCCCUAAUACACGUCGAGCUAUAGUAGGUGCAGUCCCCAGUCUUCAUGGCGCUAUACCCCAUGCACUGAUAGCUCAGGGGUUAGUUGCAGCCCCCCAUGGGCUUUUGGCCCCAUUAUCCAGCUCCAGGGCUGGGGCCACAUCUAUUGCUGUCUCAGCUGGCCCAAUAAUGGGUGAUGGUGGAAGAAGACAGGCUGUGCCACUGGGUGUGGGAGCUAGUACGUCUGCUCUGGUGGGUAUAGAUCCUGCAAUGUGGAGGAACAAUGAAGUGAUGAGUGAACUAAAUGAGAUUUCUCGCAGUAGGGUCGAAGGCUGGCCAAACCGCCCUAAAGCUGUGCGGGAUGUACUUGUCUCUCUCAGCAGCUGUGUCCCAUUUAAUGUGCGUUUCAGGAAAGACCACAAUCUGAUGGGUCGUGUUCUGGCCUUUGAUGCCAGUGCCACCCCAGAGUUUGAGCUCAAGGUGUUUGUGGAGUAUCCUGCCGGGUCUGGGAUGAUCUUCUCAGGAGUCCCAGACCUGGUCAGGCAAAUGUUUCGUGACUCGGCCAAAGAUGCAGGUAAAGCAGUGAACUCUGGUCUCCGAUAUGUGGAAUAUGAGAAGCGCCAUGGCACAGGAGACUGGCGUGGGCUGUCUGAGCUGUUGAAUGAGGGUGUGCGUAUGUUUAAAGAGCCCCCAAUUCCAGAGGUGCUGCCACAGCCUGAUGCAAUGUUACCCAUGGCAGCUGCUGGACGCCCUGUACAAAUGAAGAGCACAACUCGUCGCCGCAAGGCUUCUCCAGGCUCGGAGAAUGGAGAUAGUGAAGGGAGACCUGAUCAACCAGCAAGAGAGCCCUGGCCCCGAGGUGUUUACUCAGGCAUGGAACCGCUUUCUGCCAUGGUUGUCCCUCAAGAAGGCCCACCUCGAUUACACAGCCAGCCCUCACCAAUCUCAGCACUCAUGGGAGUUGCAGACAGUCUGAGCACUAGUCAGAUGGCCAGAGAUAGCCCCAGCAUGUCCACAGCCCACUCCUCCUCAGCUGGGCGUCCCACCAGCAGCAGCCCCUCCACCGCUGCCACCUCAGUCUCCCAGGCAUCUAUGGUGCAGGGUUUAAAUGCAGUUGGGCCUGGCAGCAACACCACUGCUGGGGAGUCUUCAAGCAGCGCUCAGGGCACCCUGCUCUGCUGCAGCCUCUGCAGAGAGCGCUUGGAGGACACUCAUUUUGUCCAGUGUCCCUCUGUCAUGCACCACAAGUUCUGCUUCCCCUGUACGAGGGGAUUCAUCCGCAGCCAAGGUCAAGGAGGGGAGGUGUACUGUCCUAGUGGAGAGCGUUGCCCCCUGGCUGGAUCCACCGUGCCUUGGGCCUUCAUGCAGGGAGAAAUCUCAACCAUCCUGGCUGGAGACGGAGACGUGACAGUAAAGAAGGAGAGUGACCCUUGACGUCGCCAUCCUGAUGUGGUGAAUGUGGAUCAAACACUUUGAAAGCACUUCCCUGAUAUCUCAAGCAGAGGUCCUCUUUGGCUGCAGUUCAUCAUUUGUGCCUCUGAAAACAGAAACACUCUGAGCUUCAGAAGGACAAACACUCACACACACACACUCACUCGUGAGAGGAGGGACAUGUCUCCGCUCACCUGUGAAGGAUGAGCUGCUACAUCACAACCGUACGUCGAGUCCUGACCACAUUUCUCCUCUCGUCUGUCCAGCACCGCAGCGGAAGCCGCUCAUCAGGCCUCGUUUUCAAUGCCCGGGGAUUGAAAGCACACGCUUGUUUUUAAGAAUGACAAUCUCUCUUGUUCUUUCAUUUGUGUUGUUAUAUAUGUUGCAUACUGUCCUAUACAGGUGGAUGACAGAUAUAACUGAUAUAUGGUUUCACAGAAUCAUGCAAUUCAACGGAAAAACAAAUGAAUGUCCAAAAUGUGGCAAAAACCAUUGGGUCCUUAAAGCCAAGGAUUAAAAAAAAUGUAAUCCCAUACUAUGUCUCUUAGGUAUUCUCUCUAUAUUGUUUGUCAAAAAUGUGAAUUUACUUUCAAUAUGGCUAUGUAAUUUCUAUUUUUGAUACAAUACAAAUUUAUAUGUAUUUGUUUAUAGUGAUGAGAAGACCAAAGAUGGCUUCAUGCGCAAUGUAAUUUUAUUGUAUUGUAGCUGUGUAUGCUGUAUUCACUGAUAACCUUGGCAUCAGUCACUAAUUUGUUCAUCUAUCUCAGACGUAAGCUUGUCUUGUCUAUUUACUUUUAUUGAAUUGUAUGUAUGGUAUAAUAAUUAGCACCACAAUCUUCAAUGGUUAACCCCACAUAUUCGUGAUCUUCACAGGUCAAUUCUACAAUAAACUACAAAACAGUU
Solea solea (common sole) is the source of this 2921-nucleotide messenger RNA. Its product is annotated as interferon regulatory factor 2-binding protein 1-like. Gene Ontology annotation, molecular function: transcription corepressor activity. The record is from RefSeq and is a predicted model, not a curated record. NCBI's taxonomy places the organism in Eukaryota, Metazoa, Chordata, Actinopteri, Pleuronectiformes, Soleidae. Gene Ontology annotation, cellular component: nucleus. Bases 237 to 2021 code for a protein of 594 amino acids. Gene Ontology annotation, biological process: regulation of transcription by RNA polymerase II. The transcript is spliced from 2 exons.